AAAUGUUCCGGGCGGAUCACUUCCUGUUUACCUGGCAAACCGGAAACUGUGCUCAUCGUGAGGAACCGGAGACUUGUUGCUUGUGAACGAGGAUAAUUUAUACAUUUUGAGAAAGCACGAUGCAGUACACAGUGAACAUCAAACUCUCCGCCAGGACUUUAACAGGAACAUUGAGUGGCCAGAACAGAGGGGCAGUGGAUUGGGGUUGGCAAGGUUUAAUUGCCCAUGGUUGUCAUUCACUUGUAUUGAUUAUUGAUCCGUGCACAUCACAGACAAUUCAAGUUUUGGAAAGACACAAAGCAAAUGUUGUGAAGGUAAAGUGGGCUAGAGAAAACUACCACCAUAGUAUUGGUUCUCCCUAUUCCCUACGUCUGGCAUCAGCAGAUACUGUAGGAAAGAUCAUUGUUUGGGAUGUUGCUACUGGAGCAGCUCGAUGUGAGAUUCAGGAGUACACCAAACCCAUUCAAGUGUUGGUGAUCCACACAUUCAACCACAUCAACCAGUACUUGAAGCACUUAACAUCACCAAGAUUCUGUGAAUGGUCUCCUACUCACAACCUGAGGAGUUUGCGUAGAAAACAGUUAGCAGUCCGAGAAGCCAUGGCCAGACAAACUGUUGGUUCCGAUGCAGAAGCCAGUAACAUUGAGUCGCCCAUGAUCAGUUUGCUGCAGGAAGCAGAAAGUAAAGCUGAAAUUAGUCAUAACAUUUCUGCACGUGAGCACUUUAUAUUUACUGACAACGAUGGACAGGUCUUCCAUCUCACUGUAGAAGGAAACUUGGUGAAGGACGGGGCCAGAAUUCCUCCAGAUGGAAGCAUGGGAACCAUUACAUCCCUUGCUUGGAAAGCAGACUACCUAAUACUAGGUGAUGUUGAUGGGAAUGUGAACUUCUGGGAUUUAAAAGCUCGAGUUUCAAGAGGAAUUCCCACUCAUCGUGGAUGUGUAAAGAAGAUCCGGUUUGCUCCUGGAAAGGGAAACCUGAAGCUGCUGAUCAUGUUUAAUGAUGGGGCAGAAGUUUGGGAGACCAUAGAGGUUCAGAUGGUAAGCAGCAUAAGGACUGGCCGAAAUAUCAACUACAAGAUUCUUGAUAUCGAUUGGUGCAGCUCUGAUAAAGUGGUUCUAGCUUCAGAUGAUGGCUGUAUCCGAGUCCUGGAAGUUGCAAUGAAAUCAGCAAGUUACAGAAUAGAUGAACAAAACUUAACAGAUCUACUUUGGUGCCCCUACCUCCUCCUUCCCAGAUCUUGUCUUGCAUUGAAAGCUUUCCUAUUGCACCAGCCAUGGAAUGGGCAACAUUCCCUGGAUAUUAUGAAUAUUCGUUAUUUAGAAAGUGAAGAGGUAAAAUUACUUAUGGUGGAGCAGUUGAACUCAAUAUUGAAUGACAUUCAGUGUCUUCUUCUAGACCCAGAGUUCCAACUGGUGCAGAGAUGCUCACUUGUAGCGAGACUUUUUGGUGAUGAGUCAGAACUGCAAUUCUGGACUGUUGCUGCUCAUUAUUUAUACAGCUUUUCAAAAGAAAAGGAACUAAUCCCAUCCAAUGCAGUUCAAGAGAACCAAGCUAGUCCAUUGGAUAUUUGCUAUGACAUACUCUGUGAGAAUUCCUACUUCCAGAGAUCCCAGAUUGAGCGGGUUAACCUGCAAGAGGCAAAAAGAACAACAUAUGAUCACACAAAGAAAUGUGCGGACCAGUUGCUGUUAUUAGGCCAGACGGACAGGGCAGUGCAACUCCUACUGGAAACAAGUGCAGAGAAUCCAAGCUAUUAUUGUGACUCACUGAAAGCUUGUCUCGUUACUACCAUUACCUCUUCAGGUCCUUCCCAGAGCACCAUAAAACUGGUGGCUACUAACAUGAUAGCGAAUGGAAAACUAGCAGAAGGAGUCCAGCUGCUUUGUCUGAUCGAUAAAACUGCAGAUGCUUGUCGAUAUUUGCAAACCUAUGGAGAGUGGAAUCGAGCUGCUUGGCUUGCAAAGGUCCGUCUAAACGCGGAAGAGUGUGCAGAAGUACUGAAACGCUGGGUAGAUCAUCUGUGUUCGCCUCAGGUAAACCAGAAGUCAAAGGCUAUCUUAGUCCUCCUUUCACUGGGCUGCUUUAGCAAAGUUGCAGAAAUGUUAUACAGCAUGCGAUAUUUUGACCGAGCUGCACUGUUCUUGGAAGCUUGUCUGAACUAUGGAGUUAUGGAAAUAAAUGAAAAAACAAAGAAACUUUGCCACGCAGUGUAUGCAGAUUAUGCAAGGUACUUAAAGAUGCUGAAUUUACAGGAAGGGGCAGUUCUGUUUGCCACAAAAGCAGGUGAUGCUGGAGCUGAACUGCUUAAGGACUUGCAGCACAGCAAAGAAGAUAAACCAAUUUCAUGACUUGUAACUGUUAAUCUUGAAAUUAAAAUGGCCUCCGCAGUUUCAAAGUUUAAUUGAACUAGUUGGCGACUAACGUAGAGCACUUUGAAUAUUGUGUUGCUGUCUCCAGUUGUGCAGUCUGAACAAACUACAUUCCAGUUGUUAUUCCUCAGUGAAAAUCGGCAAAAAAAAAACUUGAAUGAAAAUAUCUCACUCUAAUGCUUUCUAGUAUGUGUAGACUUUUGAUACAGAUUUGCCUUUCUUUGUGUAUGACUCUCACAUUAAUGAAAAGUCUGUAUAAAUUCCUCUGACUAAUAUAACCUUAGCUGGAACAUUUUUAAGCUCCCAUUGACAGUCACAGAGAAGGAAAUUGAUCAGUAAUUUUUGGCAGGAUUUGUUUUAAAUACAGGAGAUCAUUUCUGUGAUUAGACAAGAGAUGUGGACAGUCUAUGUGAUUAGAAUUGCACUUAAGUCACAUUGUUUAACAAUAUACAAAUAAUUUUGUUUGUUGCUUGAAAAACUAAAUUUAUUCAAAUGUGAAAUGUGCACAAGCAAUUUAUAAAAUGAGGUAUAAAACAUCACAACUGCACUUUGCAUAUAAUUCAGUGUUUAGUUUGCAGUGAAAUGCUGAUUCUAAAAUGUAUUAAGGACAUGAAACAGAGCUACAAUGUGAAGAUUCCACAUUCAACACGAGGUGGACACAGAAGCAGAUGGUGACAAUACCACAGAAAUGCAACAAGCAGGAGAGUGGGAUGUUGGUGGAUGAAAUAGUCAGAUAUGAGAAGACCACUCUAAAACAGCAUGAUGUCGGUGACAUUGACUAGGAGUCACCUUGAGCAUGGAAUUCCUCUCAUCUCAAGAUAAGAUAGGAAAGGGAAGAGGAUACUGGGAAAUUAUAUUAACAUUACCCAGUGGCACCCAGUAUCAUACUCAACAUCUAAUAAAAUAUUUUUUAGUCUGCA
Molecule: messenger RNA, 3292 nt
Organism: Rhincodon typus (whale shark)
Lineage: Eukaryota; Metazoa; Chordata; Chondrichthyes; Orectolobiformes; Rhincodontidae
Gene: wdr11
Product: WD repeat domain 11
Exons: 19
Coding region: 120-2351 (743 amino acids)
Cellular component (GO): cytoplasm
Molecular function (GO): protein binding
Source: RefSeq, a predicted model, not a curated record